Messenger RNA from Exophiala dermatitidis NIH/UT8656, 930 nucleotides. Its product is annotated as glycerol dehydrogenase Gcy1. Lineage: Eukaryota; Fungi; Ascomycota; Eurotiomycetes; Chaetothyriales; Herpotrichiellaceae. Gene Ontology annotation, cellular component: cytosol. The transcript is spliced from 4 exons. Bases 1 to 930 code for a protein of 309 amino acids. Gene Ontology annotation, molecular function: aldose reductase (NADPH) activity. The record is from RefSeq and is a predicted model, not a curated record.
AUGACGACUUCACAGUCCGGCAAGGGCACCAAGACGGUGUUCACGCUCAACACUGGGGCUAAGAUGCCCGGGGUUGGCCUCGGUACCUGGCAGUCGAAGCCCAACGAAGUCCGAGAAGCAGUCAAACAUGCUCUCAAAGUAGGCUACCGCCACAUUGACACUGCUCUGGCGUACGGCAAUGAAGCCGAAGUCGGCCAAGGGAUCAAGGACUCUGGCGUUCCUCGCAGCGAGAUCUGGCUCACCACGAAACUCGACAACCCAUGGCACAAGCGAGUUCGGGAAGGACUGGAGACGUCGUUGAAGAAUCUGGACACCGAUUAUGUUGACCUGUACUUGAUGCACUGGCCGAGUUCCACGGUGCCCGAAGAUCUGAGCAAGCAUUAUGACGACUGGAACUUUAUCGACACCUGGCGCGAGAUGCAGAAGCUGCUCGAGACAGGCAAGGUCCGAAACAUCGGCGUGUCCAAUUUUGUCAUCUCCAAUCUGGAGAAAUUGCUCAAAGACCCGUCAUGCAAAGUCGUUCCUGCGGUCAACCAAAUCGAACUGCAUCCCAACAUGCCGUCGCCCAAGACGAUCGCCUACUGCAAAGAGAAGGGAAUCCACUGCACGGCAUACUCCUGCUUGGGUUCAACCAACUCACCGUUGGCCCAUGAUAAGACCCUGGCCUCCAUUGCUGAGGCUCACGGCAAGACUCCGCAGCAAGUGCUUCUUCUGUGGAACCUCCAGAGAGGCUGUUCCGUGAUUCCCAAGAGUGUCAACAAGGAGCGGAUCGAGUCCAACUUCCAGCUCGAUGGCUGGGAAUUGACUCCGGAGGAGAUGGACAAGUUGAGCAAUAUCAAGGACAGGUACAAGGUUUGCGGCGAUUCAUGGCUACCCAUUAAGGUCUUCUUCAAUGAGGAAGGCGAUGGUGGUGAUGUCCCUUCCCAUUAG